This is a messenger RNA of Cornus florida, 2299 nucleotides long. RefSeq names its product O-fucosyltransferase 7-like. NCBI's taxonomy places the organism in Eukaryota, Viridiplantae, Streptophyta, Magnoliopsida, Cornales, Cornaceae. The coding region runs from base 197 to 1846 and encodes 549 amino acids. Gene Ontology annotation, cellular component: cytoplasm. The transcript has 12 exons. The record is from RefSeq and is a predicted model, not a curated record.
AAUCUUGUUAUCCCAUUGUUUCUAUCCUUUUUCUUUUGAAUCCCUCUCCAUUCCAUUCUUUAUUGUGAUAUAUUCUCCCUCAUCCUCUUUUACAGUACUUGAUAACCAAAUAUCGAUACCCAUAAACAUACAUAAAUAUAUAUACACAGAGAGAGAAUUACAGACUAAAUAAAUACAGAAAGAGUGUGUGUGAUUUAUGGAGUUUAAUAAGUAUGUGAGUGUGCGUGUGUUUAGACAGAGAAAGAGAGAGAUGCAGAAGCACAGUUGGAGAACAUUGGGAUCACUCAGGAAGCUGCUAACUUGCGCCAUAUGCUCAAUUGCAAUGGUCGCUGUACUCUCCGUCCACCUACAUGUUUUCCCUUCCUUCAAAGUGCCCGACCCUUUCAAGUUCCCUACGCAAUAUGAAUUUGGACACCAAAAAUUGAGCAGCGAGCGAAGUUGGAUAAAAGAAUUUGUGCCUCCCCAUCUGUCGAAAACCCCCCUCUCUUCUCGCAAGUUGAACAAUGCAAGUGGGAUUUUCAAUCCUGACAAAUUAUGGAAGCCGCCACCAGAUCGAGGCUAUGUGCCCUGUGUUGAAUCAAGUUCAUCCUACACAAAUCCUGGAGAGUCACAGGGUUACCUGCUCGUUAAUACAAAUGGCGGGCUCAACCAGAUGCGAGCUGGGAUAUGCGACAUGGUUGCUGUAGCCCGCAUACUAAAUGCUACUCUCGUAAUUCCUGAACUUGAUAAAAGAUCAUUUUGGCAGGACACUAGCAAUUUUUCUGAAGUCUUUGAUGAGGGUCAUUUUAUUAAUUCCUUGUCCAAUGAUGUAAGAAUCAUUAAAGAACUCCCUGAGGAACUGGCAAAUGCUACGAGGGCAGUUAAACAUUUCAGAAGUUGGUCUGGUAUUGAUUACUACCAGGAUGAGAUAGCGAACAUGUGGGAAGAUUAUCAGGUCAUUCGAGCUGCUAAGUCUGAUUCACGACUGGCUAAUAAUAAUCUGCCUCCAGACAUUCAGAAGCUGCGCUGCCGUGCUUGUUAUGAAGCCCUCCGUUUUGCACCUCUAAUUGAGGCAAUGGGAAAAUUGUUGGUCGAUCGGAUGAGGUCCUAUGGUCCUUACAUUGCUUUGCACUUACGAUAUGAAAAGGACAUGCUUGCCUUUAGUGGAUGCACACAUGAUUUAUCCCCAGAUGAAGCUGAUGAGUUAAGGAUAAUCAGAGAGAACACCACGUAUUGGAAAGUAAAGGAUAUCAAUUCCACAGAACAGAGAGCCAAAGGGUAUUGCCCCUUAACUCCGAAGGAGGUUGGAGUGUUCCUUACUGCUCUUGGAUUCCCAUCGAAAACCCCCAUUUAUAUUGCUGCUGGAGAGAUAUAUGGGGGUGCAUCUCAUAUGGCUGAUCUGCAAUCCCGCUUUCCCAUUUUAAUGAACAAGGAAAAUUUGGCAUCAGUUGAGGAGCUUGAACCUUUUAUUAAUCAUGCAACUCAAAUGGCUGCACUCGACUACAUUGUAUCUGUUGAGAGUGAUAUAUUUAUUCCAUCAUACUCCGGAAACAUGGCAAGGGCAGUUGAAGGUCAUCGUCGUUUUCUAGGACAUAGAAAAACUGUGUCUCCUGACAGGAAGGCCCUGGUUCAUCUUUUUGACAAAAUAGAGCAGGGAAAAAUGGAAGAAGGAAAAAAGCUAUCAGAUCGGAUUAUUGAAAUCCACAAAAGGCGGCAAGGGAACCCGCGGAAGAGAAAAGGCCCUAUUACAGGAACAAAAGGCACGGAUCGAUUUCGUUCAGAAGAGGCAUUUUAUGUUAACCCUUUACCAGAUUGUUUAUGUCAGAAAGAAACGCCAAAUAUGAAUACUUCUCUAAUUAUCAAGUAGAUUAGACUUGGCAAAGUGAAUUCCUUUUGUAAAAUAUCCUCUUGUUGCUGGGUUGGUGGCAUGUUUCAUUUUCUAUUACUCACGGAAGCUUGAGCUAAUGCUGCCAUUACCAGAGUUGGGAUUGAGGGCUGUGUAUAUCUUGAGACUAAUUUCUCGGGAAUUCUAUACGUAAAGAUUAUACGGAUUGCAUCAGGAUGAAGGACAUGGGUUGAUUGAGACAAAGCGAUUCAUUCUACCACGAACGGCUUUCUUUGGACUGAGAAGUUGCUCAAGUGCAAGAGGAGAUUGAUUGGGUGAUACAAUACUGCAUUGGUGCUGUUACAAUAAUGUGCUCUAUAGGGAUGUAUAUGUUUCAUUCACGGACAUUCAAUGCAAUCAUGGAGAGAAGUGAUUCACUUCCCUCCAUUCUCAAUUCUUAUAAUAAUAUACACUCAUGGAAACUCAUUCUUGGUA